Chironomus riparius is the source of this 1764-nucleotide messenger RNA. Lineage: Eukaryota; Metazoa; Arthropoda; Insecta; Diptera; Chironomidae. The record is from the annotation of a GenBank genome assembly.
AAACAAUUCUAAACCAAACAUUUAAAAAAUAUUAAAAUUUCAAAAAAUAAGUGAAAUGAGUCAUCUAUUAAGUGCAGAAAAAGUGAAUCUAAACAUAAAUUGGUUACCAGAAGAAAUACUUCUGCAUAUAUUCAAGUAUUUUGGCCUUAACGAUAUUUACAACAUUGCAUUGACAUCGAAAAGAUUUAGUAGGAUUGUGGACGAGAAUUUCAACAUUUUAGCACCAAAGAUGCAUAGAAUUUCAUUAAAUUGUUGGAAUGAGUACAGCGAAUGGGUUGGAGUCAGAAAAUAUUCAAAUUUCAUCAUUGACUCAACUGCAAUAAUCAGAUUUAAGGAUAUUAUAUCGACAAGAUCUGAUCAAAUCACAAAAUUGUCUCUGCAUUUUCACAACGAUCCAUUUAUUGAAAUUGAAGUUGUUCGAGAAAUUUUGAUUGGUUUAAAAAACUUGAAGGAAUUGAGAGUAAAUUUGAUAAAUGUCAUAGCUAAUAAUCAGAACUCUUUGGCAAGUUUACCAAACUUAAAAAAUCUUGAAAGUCUUGACUUUUAUGGAAGUUCAAAGUUUUUCAACAUUUUUACAAAUUUUCAAUUCAAAAUUCUGAAAUUAAGAUUGUAUGAUCCAAAAGAGAACUCUGAAAUUUUUAAAAAUUUUCUCAAAAAACAAAAAAAGUUGGAGGAUUUAAAAUUUUAUGGAUAUAUUUUACCAUCUGUAACCCCACGACCACUAUUUGAUGAUACUGAUUUAGAUAAAGUCAACUUUAGACUUAAAAACUUCAAAAUUUCGCGAAAUCCGUCAUUUUUUAUUCAAACCGAGAGCUUUAAUAAGUUUUUAUCUUAUCAUCAAGAAAGUUUGACUUACCUCAGCAUAUCCCAAUCGGAAGUUAACUUAGACAUAGUCAAAAAUUUCAAAAACUUGAAGAAACUUAAGAUUAAUAGGUCAUACAUCAUGAUGGAUCAUGUCAAUUCACAUGUUGAAAAUGUCAUAAUUAAAAGAUCUUCAAAUAGAUUCUUAAGAAAUUUAAUUAACCUUAAAAUGCUGAUAACAAUCGAGUCUGCUUCUUAUUUAAAUGAAUUAAAUUUUGAAGAUUUAAAAAAUCUGGAAUCACUAGACAUUUAUGCUAGCCACAUUCCUCGAUUAGUCAUUCCAAGUGUCAAGAACUUAAAAAUUUCCAAUGCAACGUCAUUUGAUGUCGAUGCAUUUCCAUUAUUUCAAAGUAAUAUCCAAAAUUUAUCACUUCGAAAUUGUGUAAAUAUUCGAUCACUUUUGGACUAUUUAAAUCAACCAGACACAAGAUUGAAAAGUUUAAAAAUUGAAGAUUCACAAAUUGAAUCAAAAUAUUUAAGUGGAAUUAAAAGGAAUCGUUUAAAAAUUGAAGUUUUGGAGAUUAUAAGAUGUCAAAGAAUUGCAGACUUUCCAUUGUGGAGCUAUUGUGUAUGUGAAGGUUAUUUAAAUCAAUUUGAAAUGGAACCAUAUUGAGGAGAGAUUUCAAUUUUAAUAAUAUCAGCACUUUUUGAAUUAUUUUUUCAAAUAAUUUUGGUUCACAUCAUUUGCAAAAAUUUGAUAAAUUAAGUGUAGGUUAAAUGUUAAAAAAUAACUUUUUUAAAAGAAAUUCUUGCAAAAAAAUCCUUUUUAUUAUUAUUUGUAAAAAUAGUCAGAACCCCAAAUAAUUGAAAUCAUUGUUUUUGAGAACUUAUUAAUGUUAAACUUAAUGUACUUUAUUUUUAAUCUUUAUAAAUUUUAAAAAUUUAAAUAAAUUGAAAAUUUUC